CACGGUUCUCUUUUCUUUUUUUUUUCUUUUUUUGCUGCCAGGGUCUUUGUAAAUUUCAAAAUAAUCCUGGAAAUACCCAUGGGAUUGGUAAAAAUAUUAUUAUUAAAAAGUUAAUUUUUAAAAGAACUUGUCAGAAAUUAGCAAAAGUAUUAGUGACUGCAGUACACAGUUUGCUAUAACAACUAUACAGAAUGUGUAAGGAAAUGGCCCAUUUUCAGACUAAGCACUAUUCGCUCAUUACAUCACUGCCUUUUAGUACACAUUUUUUUUCUAGAGCGAGGAACCGUUGCAUUUUUAAAUAGUAUCCAUUUAUACGGCCAAAUAUAUACUUAAGUAAUUUAGGUUCAACGGCGGUGUUCUUUAGGUUAUAAGAUAACAUCCUGAGCCGUUAUACCACACUGCCAUGGAAAAGCGUGGGCCUUUACAGUGACUUAAUGCAGUCUUAACUGGGUCCGUCUCAGCAGGUGUCUCGUGUUAAAAGUCACGAGGAAUGGGAGUGUAAUCCCCCCCUGUCCCGCUAAAUGAACCGGAAAAUUAGGGGAGGAACACGUCUCCUCCUCCCCGUCCCUCCGUCCCGGCUCUUUUCAUUCGUUUGCCCCCUCCGUGUCUGUGUGAACUCGGCUGCGACGCCCAUGAAUGCAGCGCGUCGCUUAAACCGCCUUUCGACCUGUCGGCCCGUCGCCCCGUCUCGCGCACCCCGCUUUCCCCCCGACGGUCGAGCUUCCCACCGGCCUUCCUCUCCCGAGUCUUCGCUUUCAGUUCGCUUCAAAACGCUCUCGCUUUGCUGAGCCCAGUUCAGAGCGAGAAUGAUAUGAUAAUGCGGGUUUCGUCAGAAGUUCACAUUUCUUCGCUGUCUUUAAUGUCAGCGCCUCUGACUGUGUUUAGGCUACAAUAAUAGUUACGAAACUGCUACCUUCAUGAGUAAAUCCAGCUGUUCUGUCCGAUUCAGGCAAGCAUCUGGCAGCUGCGCCUUCGUCAGGUUUCUUUGUUUUUGUUUUUUCAUGACACGUUGUUUUGACUGUGAUGUCACGGAAGGGAGACUGCAAGAUUGGGUUCUUGCGCUUCUCUGUAUGCGUAGUUUUAUCUCCCAGCUCACUAGCUGCCACAGACUGCACUUGUUGUUUUCACUGACCUCCAAAUAAGGGAGUGGAGGCGCAAAUCUUUAACGCUCGUCAUCACUCUUAGUGCAUUUUCCCCCCGAUUAUUUUAAGUGGAAAGAUGAGUUUCCUGUUGUCGGGCUAUGUUGAUAAUGUAAACAUGGACUAACCUGGGCUCCCCAACACGGCUUCAGCAGAGCCACGGAUAGAUACUUCAUUCACAGUCUCAUUGGUGCACAUUUUACAUUAAAAUUAGCAAAAAAAUAAAUGGAGAAAUUGUCGUGCGGUGAUUUAACCGUCAUUAACUACUUUAUUUGAUCUGUUAUGAAGAGAGCAGACCCUGGGACUCUAGGACCGCUCCGUACCCCCAGUGUGUAAAUCGGGGAUAUCCAAAAGAAGACAGUAAACUGACUAAAUAGAUUAACAGGACUGACAUAGAGUGACAUUACAAUGUUCAUUAAAGUGAAAGGCUUUUCUUAACAGUUUGUUCACUCGCCUUUGUCACACUUUCCGGCAAAACUAACGCGAGCUGUUGAAGCGAUGGCCAGAUUAAGCGAGGCGCGUGAUCUCGCUAUUUCAGGAUCGGGUCACAGGACCUGCGCUGUCAGAGAAAUGGUGUCGAAUUUCCCACAGAAGAGAGACAACCGGGCCUACAUUCAGAAGAACUUCUGCUGCACAAAUUAACUUUCGAUUAACAUCUCUUUUAUAUUUUUGAAUUUAUUUUAUAAUUUACUAACUUUGACUUUUUUAUUUUACACUUUUAAUUCAUUGCUUGCUCCAGCCGUAGAAUAUAUUGCCAAUUCCUUAAAAACACACCCCCAUCACGCACCUUGAGGACCUCAACAGAAGGUCGCCUCAGUGUUCCAGCUGCAAAUUUUAAAAACAAAUGAUGCAAAACAUUCACAUUUACUGGGCUGCAUUUUUAUGGAAUGCUCUUACAGAGUUUGUCAAGGCCUCUGAUUCUUCAAAAUCUUAUUCACAAAAAAACAUUUUUUUUUCAACUUAUUCUGCUGUUUUUUCAAAGUACUGUCCUCGUUCUAUUUCUUCAUGUUAUCCGUAGUUUUAUUGAGUGCCACGAAAACCACUAUAUAAAUAAUAAUAAUAAUAAUGUUUACUCUGGAACUUCUUACUAUUUUCAGUGAGGAGUUUGUCAGCAAAACUGAUGAAUAAUAUCUUUGCAUGAUUGAAAACCUUCAGAGAUUGAAGGGGAACUUCAGAAUUCAGUGUGUGUGUGUUUAUGUUUGCUUGUGUGUGUGGGUGUGUACGCUUGCGUGUACGUGUGUGCGUGUGUGUGUGUGUGCAUGUGUGUGUUUGUGUGUGUGGGUGCACGUGUGUGUGCACAUGCGUGCAUGUUUGUGUGAGUGUGUGUGUAAGUGCUUGCAUGUGUGUGAGUGUGUGUGUGUGUAUAAUGGACCAUAAGGCCAGGAGCGGGUGUGCUGGCAGUGAUGUGUAAACAGAACAAAACGCUCCAGUGACCCCCCUGCUCUUUCCUGUCUGUCACACGCACCCCUCCCUGCCCUCUCUAAUGUAUUCAUCGAGUAUUACGCACGUAAACAGAUUGCUUACAGCGACCGGAGCAGGGCUGACACAGGCUGCAUCGACAAUGAAGUUCCUGGGAGAGAGAAGCGGGGGGGGGCGGGGGGGGGGGUAACACGAGGGAGUGUGUAACUGAUUAGUAAACAAAAAAUCACACUCACAGGCCAUUUUUAACACAAGGUCAAUCGUGCAUUUGUUUUUGUUUUUUUUUAACUGCAUUUAGCCGAGAGACCCUCUGCCAGACUGUGUGUUUGGAGAUGGAGAGCGCUGGCAAACUUUCUGGACUCAAGGUUUUAAUUCCUGCGGAAAAGCACUCGAAAUAACAGCAAAUGACAUAAUGGCACCUCUCUCAAGCUGCAAAUGUAAAUCACAUAUUAAUCAGGGAACUCUGUGUUGCACAUUUGCAGGAUUUUCGUUUAACAAAGUAAACAUUUAAAUAGUGCGGACAAACUUUCCACUAGGUUGGUUUUUCUCUUUUUCUCUCUCAAACUUCACCUCUCUCUCUCUCUCUCUCUCUCUCGCCCCUUGCUAUCAACAGGCGUCUUCCGCUAUUGUUAUUCAUUUCCAUUGUUGCCGUUCGGAGACAAAUCUCGUUCUCUCCUCGUCCCUUUCUCCCCCACCCCCCCACCCCCCCCAUUCACAGAGGGAGGCAAUCUGUUCCCCUCUCUCCGGGCCCCUCCCUCCCUUGUUCGGUACCCCCUCUCCCACCGCCUCUCUCUCUUUCUCCGUCCCUCUCCACCUGUUGACGCCAUUGUCGGACAGACGGCAUUGUCGCCUUUUCGCCAUUUUAUCUUUUUAACAAGUCGUCCCCGCCCCUCCUGCCCUCAUUACCCUUGUGCAGUAUAAAUAGGUAAAAAAACUCAGAUUCCCAGGCCACACUGGGCAGAAGGACACAGACAUGCACGUACUCUGACACUGAGAGAAACAUCAGCGGCUCACAGCGUAACAGGCAGACUGACGCAUGCACGCACAGACGGGCGCUAGCGUGGGCGCACGGGCAGAAGCGGUCAGAUAACGGCGGGGGAGAGAAGGUUCCGGAACAGACGCCGAGGCGGUCGCCGUCGCCCUGGGGAGCCCCGCGGGAUGUCUGGCGAGUCGCUGUGGUGCGAGGAGGAGGAGGGCCGGGGGCCGGCGGGGGGGCAGCUGCGGGCCCCCUGGGACCCCAGCGCGUGCGGGGAGCGGGUGGUGGGCAGGCUGCUGCAGUCGGAGGGGAGGUACCUGCCCUCCGCCCUCUACGUCUCCCUGGUCCGGAGAGACCCGCGGCAGAGAGACCAGCUGGCCAAGUGGAUCCUGGAGGUGUGCUGUGGGUGCGGCUGCGAGGAGGCGGUCUUCCCGCUGGCGGUGUCUCUGCUGGACCGCUUCCUGUCCGUCUCGCUCUCCCUUCCCCCCUGCCCCUGGAGCCUGUGCUCCGCCUGCGUCCUCCUGGCCUCCAAGCUGAGCGAGAGCCAGACGGUCUGCACAGACGGCCUGCGUGCCUGCGCAGACGGGAGCUUCACGGCCCGGGAUCUGCAGGAGAUGGAACGCGUCGUCCUAGCAACCCUCCGAUGGGACGUUGCCGCGGUAACCCCUCAAGACUUCCUCCCGCACUUCUUGUCCGCGCUCGGGGAGCCGCACGAGGGAGAAACACCGGCGGGGGUCUCCCUGGCGACGCUGCGUCGGCAUGGCGACACCCUGGUCGCCAUGUGCGUCUGCGACUCGGCCUUCCUGGGAGCUCCGCCCUCUCUGGUCGCCGCGGCGGCGCUGGAUGCCGCCGUUAGGGGCCUGGGCGGCAGGGGGCCUCAGCCUGGUCACGUGACCGCCGUGCUCUCCGCACUUUGCCGGACCGACAUGGCUGUGCUGCAGUACUACAGUGACCUGAUAGAGGGCGCCCUCAGAGAGCGUCUGAGAAACGGACAGAGACAAAAAGCGAGGGAGCAGAAGAGAGAAGACCAGGACGGAGAGAUGGAGGACGAAAGAGCAAGUACACCAACUGACCUGAGAGAGAUCAGUUUUUAAAUCAGUGUGAGGAUGAGUUCAAACACACGCUGAAAAACCAGAAAUCUAAUCUUUUGAUUAGAUGUAUAAUAAGACUGAUAAGCAAUUUACCAUACUUGCUUCUAGGUCCAUUUCAUAAGAUCUUUUUUACUAUACUGAACACACUGCUGUUUAUCUAUGUUUCUGCAAUUCUGGAAAAUUGUUUUUAUUUUUAUUAGUACAUACAACAUAGAACAUUCAUGUUCUGUCAUAGUAUAUAUUGUAAUAUUAUUCAUACAGAUUAUUUAAUGUUGUUAUCACUGUUUAUUAAUAUAAUAUUAUAAUUUGUUGUUUACAUGGCAUCGUUGUUUACAUAGUAUAAUUUUGUGUUUGUGAUCAUGCUUAUUAUUUGUUCAGAUUUAUUAAUUUAACAAUUUGAAUGUAUUUAUUUAUUUAUUUUGAUGUAUUUUAUCAGUGCUAAUUUAUUUCAUGCAUUAUUACUUAUUAUCUCCGAAGAACUGUCUUUGAAAAAUGUACGUAUACACAUAUAUCUAUUUUCAAAUUAAUAUUUAAUAUCUAUAUGGCGAGUUCUUUUGAGAGCAUGUCCAUGUGGUUGUUACUUCUCAAUAAAAUGUUUUAUUUAUUUAUUUUUUAACAUUACUGGAAAGGUGAUCAGGUUGAGAGGACUGGAGAGAUUCUCUGACUACUGAUCUCCAUAAAAAACAAAACUGUGAUUGACACACGCUGCACUUAAUUGAUGCUGUUAUGGUAUCUACAUUACAGCUCGUCAGUAGUUGAGCAACAGCACAAUGUUUUCUGUUUUGCUUCUGUACUCCAGCACAUUGAAUUUGAAACGAAACAAUGAAUAUGA
Anguilla rostrata (American eel) is the source of this 5457-nucleotide messenger RNA. RefSeq names its product cyclin Dx (gene ccndx). Gene Ontology annotation, biological process: mitotic cell cycle phase transition; regulation of cyclin-dependent protein serine/threonine kinase activity. The coding region runs from base 3717 to 4628 and encodes 303 amino acids. Gene Ontology annotation, molecular function: cyclin-dependent protein serine/threonine kinase regulator activity. Gene Ontology annotation, cellular component: cyclin-dependent protein kinase holoenzyme complex; cytoplasm; nucleus. The transcript has 4 exons. The record is from RefSeq and is a predicted model, not a curated record. NCBI's taxonomy places the organism in Eukaryota, Metazoa, Chordata, Actinopteri, Anguilliformes, Anguillidae.